Vitis riparia (riverbank grape) is the source of this 3826-nucleotide messenger RNA. RefSeq lists its product as uncharacterized. The record is from RefSeq and is a predicted model, not a curated record. The transcript has 25 exons. Gene Ontology annotation, molecular function: ATP hydrolysis activity; ATP binding. NCBI's taxonomy places the organism in Eukaryota, Viridiplantae, Streptophyta, Magnoliopsida, Vitales, Vitaceae. The coding region runs from base 426 to 3536 and encodes 1036 amino acids. Gene Ontology annotation, cellular component: mitochondrial outer membrane.
UCAUUGGAUUAGAUUUACAAUUUUUUUUAACGAGAAACAGAUUUGCUUUUGAUGAGAAAGGACAAAAGUUGCGAAAUUUGAACGCUUAUGAAUUUAAGCGUAUGGGUCUUGAUUCAAUGGGGUUUUGUUUUCCCCGGUUUGGGCAUUAGGAGGAUAUGGGAUUCGGAAAUUUUUUUUUAUUAGUUUGUGCUGUUAACACCUUUUUUCUAGGCGCCCAAACGGAGGAUCAGGGUUUCUUUAUGGUUUGGAGGUUGAAGAAUCUAUCAAAUCAGCUGUUCGUAGUUGCCACUGAAUGCAUUUAGAAGUGCAAUUUUAUUUUUAAUGCAUCAUGAACUGAUGUCUCCGUGAGUGUUUUUUACGAGUAUUGAAUGCACACAAGCUCGUCCAUUGAUUCGGUAUUCGUCAUUGUGAAUUAAAAAGUUGCAAUGUAUGCGAGGAGACUCCUCAAGAAUAGAAAUCUGAAAUGGGAUUUUGUGUUUCAGCCAUCCAAGUAUUAUAUUACUCCGAAGCACAAAGAUUACAUGUUUUCCCGGUCUUUGUGCUCUAGAACUUUAGCAGGAAACUGUUCAUUAUGUGAUAAUUUGAUCAGAAGAUAUCUUUCAGAUUCAUUAUUGACUCAGGGUGUUGCCGCUGGAAAUAGUAAUGUUAGGUUGCAUGGGAGUUUUAAUGUAACUUUGCGGAGUAGUCAGUUAAGAUUCUACAGUUCUGAUGGUGAUGGAAGGAAUGCCAGUGAGGAUGAACAUAUACCUGUGAAGGAUGGGGCUAACUUUGAUAAGGGGAAGACUAAGCGGAAGGUUAGAGAAGCUGUGAGGCACUGUGAUGAGCACAUUCGGCUUGGGGAACAAGAUCAAAAGGAAUGGCUCAAUAAUGAGAAACUAGCCAUCGAGAGUAGAAAGAAGGAAUCACCAUUCCUAUCUAGACGGGAAAAGUUAAAAAAUGAGUUCUUGCGGAGAGUUGUUCCAUGGGAGAAAAUAACUGUUUCAUGGGAAACAUUUCCUUACCACAUUCCGGAGCAUACCAAAAAUCUUUUGGUGGAAUGUGCUGCUUCCCAUCUGAAACAUAAGAAGCUCACUGUGUCUUAUGGUGCUCGUUUGACCUCUUCAAGUGGGAGGAUACUGCUUCAAAGUGUUCCAGGUACUGAGCUAUACCGAGAAAGAUUAGUCAGAGCACUUGCAAAAGAUUUACAAGUUCCCUUACUGGUUCUGGACAGCAGUAUUCUUGCUUCUUAUGAUUUUGCUGAAGGUUGCUCAUCAGAAUGUGAAUCAGAUGAUGAUAACUUGGAAUCGUGUGAAGACUGCAUUUCAGAGUCUGAGAUUGAGGAUGAGAGUGAUUCAAAUGAUGAGGAAGAAUGGACAAGCAGUGGUGAGGUGAAGUCAGAUGCUAGUGAUAAUGAUGAUGUGCAGGCGUCUGCUGAAGCUCUAAAGAAGCUUGUUCCCCACAAGCUCAAAAAAUUUGAACAGAGAGUUGCUGCAGAAUUGGAAAUUUCCUCCGAAUCCUCAACUUCUGAGGCUGUUGAAUCUUCUGAUAAACCUAAAUGGUCACUAAAGAAAGGGGAUCGAGUAAAAUAUGUUGGGGCUUCUAUUGAUAUUGAAGCUGAUAACAGGGUCAUUUUGGGGAAGAUACCAACAUGUGAUGGUCCAACAAAUGCUUAUACCAUUUUCCGUGGCAGGCCUUUAUCAAGUGGUCAACGUGGAGAGGUAUAUGAGGUGAAUGGGGAUCGAGUUGCUGUUAUCUUGGAUAGAAGCGAAAAAAAACCAAAUGAAGGAGAGGAAGAUGAAAAGCUUAUAGACCGUGCUGAAAAACCCUCAGUUUAUUGGAUGCAAGUUAAGGACAUUGAGUAUGAUCUUGAUACUGAGGGAGAAGAUCGGUACAUCGCAAUGGAGGCUUUGUGUGAGGUGAUGCUCAAGGUUUUGCAUUCUACACAGCCUCUUAUUGUCUAUUUUCCAGACUCUUCUCAAUGGUUGUUGAGGGCCGUCUCCAAGCCAAAUCAGAAAGAGUUUGUUCGUAGGGUACAGGAAAUGUUUGACCAAUUAUCAGGACCUGUUGUUUUGAUAUGCGGGCAGAACAAAACUGAAGCAGGGUCAAAGGAGAGGGAAAAAUUUACGAUGCUAGUCCCGGGUUUGGGUCGCCUUGCUAAGCUGCCUGUCCCAUUGAAGCAACUUACAGAGGGACUAAAAGCAACAAAGACAUCAGAAAACAAUGAGAUACUUAAGCUUUUCAGUAAUGUUAUAUGUAUCGAUACCCCAAAGGAUGAAGAACUCCUUAGAACAUUCAAUAAGCAGGUUGAAGAAGACCGAAGGAUCAUUAUCUCCCGGAGCAAUUUAAAUGAAUUGCACAAGGUUCUGGAGGAACAUCAGCUGUCAUGCAUGGAUCUGUUGCAUGUAAAUACUGAUGGUGUGAUACUGACUAAGCAAAAAGCUGAAAAGAUUGUUGGCUGGGCUAAAAAUCAUUACUUGUCAUCUUGCAUGCUUCCUUCCAUAAAGGGGGAAAGAUUAUCUGUACCUCGUGAAAGCCUUGAAAUUGCAGUUUUGAGAUUAAAGGUGCAGGAAGCAAUAUCCAGAAAACCGUCACACAGUUUGAAGAAUCUUGCCAAGGAUGAAUAUGAGAGCAACUUUGUUUCGGCGGUUGUUCCUCCUGGUGAAAUUGGUGUUAAGUUUGAUGAUAUUGGUGCUCUUGAAGAUGUGAAGAAGGCAUUAAAUGAACUUGUCAUUCUUCCAAUGAGGAGACCGGAGCUUUUCUCUCAUGGAAAUCUGUUGCGGCCUUGCAAAGGAAUAUUACUUUUUGGUCCUCCUGGAACUGGGAAAACCCUUCUUGCCAAGGCUCUUGCUACAGAAGCAGGGGCAAACUUUAUCAGCGUAACUGGUUCAAAUCUUACAUCGAAGUGGUUUGGAGAUGCUGAAAAGCUUACCAAAGCCUUGUUCUCCUUUGCUGGCAAGCUGGCACCUGUUAUCAUAUUUGUGGAUGAGGUUGACAGUUUGCUUGGUGCACGUGGUGGUGCUUUUGAGCAUGAGGCAACUAGGAAAAUGCGGAAUGAGUUUAUGGCAGCUUGGGAUGGAUUGAGGUCAAAAGACAACCAGAGAAUCAUCAUCCUUGGUGCCACAAAUCGGCCUUUUGACCUUGAUGAGGCUGUUAUUCGUCGUCUGCCUAGAAGGAUAUAUGUGGACCUACCAGAUGCUGAGAAUCGUAUGAAGAUUCUAAGAAUAUUUCUUGCAUCAGAAAAUAUUGAACCUGGUUUCCAGUUUGACAAACUUGCAAAUGCCACUGAAGGAUAUUCAGGGAGUGAUCUGAAGAACCUCUGUGUUGCUGCUGCAUACAGGCCUGUCCAAGAACUUCUGGAGGAAGAACAGAAGGGAGGCGGAGACAUUCUUCCUCCAGUAUUGAGGUCUCUCACUUUGGAUGAUUUUAUCAAGUCAAAAGCGAAGGUGGGGCCAUCUGUUGCAUUUGAUGCGGCGAGCAUGAAUGAACUGAGGAAAUGGAAUGAACAGUAUGGAGAAGGUGGAAGCAGGAGGAAAUCGCUGUUUGGUUUUGGGAACUAACAUCAUAGUUUGGUUUAUUUAUUUAUUCUUGAAAAGAGCCCAGAAAGUGUAGUGACAGUGUAUUCUUAAAGAGGGAGCCUUUUUGAGCGGGUGAGAAAGAAGUCCCCAUCAUGUUAGACUACGUAAUUUAGGCGGCUGCUAGACCCUUCCUCCCCUGUAAUUUUAUGCUUCAAUAUGCGGCUGAUAAGACAAUUUUCCGCCUCCAAUUUUAGGUUUAAAUAUGCUCUGUAUAUUAGCACUAAUCCACAAAUUUUUUUCACAAUAGAAAAAUAAUUACAGGUUAUAGCCCA